GCGGACACUCAUACCGUGGAUCGAAGAAGCUCCAUGGGUCUAAUUGUAGGCCCAGAACCUCCCACAGUCGGAAUGGCCACACACGAGAAUCGUUGGGACUCGGCCAGUUGUUCUUUUCGACGGGAACAACCAAAAAUUAGCAAAUCGGCCACCGAACUGGCGGUCGAGGAGCAUUUCGAAAAAUCCCUGGCCGCGUUCAAUGCAUCCAACCGAAGCAAACAAGUAUUGCUAUCCGAAGGGAAUAAGGCCAACUCUAGUGGGAACAUGAUACGAUCGCCGAAUACCAUGUCAGUGUUCGGUCGAAGCACAGGAACUACCACCUCGUCCAGUAUCAACUCAGGUUGUUCGGCCUCGUUCGACCUAUCCUCGAUCACAUCGCACAAUGUUCGUUCUAACAUGCCUUGCUUGGUGCGUCAAUGUGCUCAAGAUCAUACCAGUCCACAAACGGGAUCCAUAUAUACUUCCACAAUCGAAUCCCCAUCCUAUACCGCACGGACACCAAUUAAUCCAGGUCUGGGGGAUGGUCAGUCCAGUGAAUCCAUCUCUUCCAUCCGUGACAAUUCUGCUGGAUCAGUUCAUAGCCCCGGUGAGAAUGGUCCAAUGCAGACUUCAUCCUCUAUCGUAUUGGCCACAGCUUCGUCUGGUUCAUCCACAUCUAGCGCGUCUGCGCAUAACUCAUUCAAACCGAAAAAGAAUUGGCUUGCCCAAUACGACUGGAGACAGGACGCUAGAGAUGUGUGCACACUGAGUCCUACGACUCCAAAUGGUCUUCUUCCCGAUGGUCUUGAUUCAGCCGGAUCCUCACCAGCCUCCAUUGGACGAGAUGUUUCCGACAUGGCAACGACUCCAAACCAUGGCUCUCAACGCGGGAUUUCCAGUCCAAUACGUUUCUUACAAAACAAACCACGUAACAACGGGACUGGUGAGCACGAAGUCUCGGUACAGACUGUGGAGAGUGUCGGUCUGAGCACAGACGAUCAUCCAUUUGUGGAGCGUAAGACACGACAUUCUGCGGAGAUUCAGACUGAUGCGCAACUGAUCCACAACUUGUCUAUCAACCAGGAAAUUCAACCGGAUGAGAAUUCGCAGCAUUCCGUCAGCGAACCGUUCACAGAGGACACGAGACCGAGGAAAAUUUUACUGUUGGAAAAAAACGGUCAGGAUGGAGCCUAUACGCAAUCAGUGGUCGAUCAAACCAAAUACGGGGAAUGUUCCACCCAAACCGGUUAUCAUCCGCAACCGAUACAGUCCAAACGUUCCGGGAAAACACUUCGGAAAGAUUUGGCUCUCUCCCCGAUUUUUCACGACCACGGUAACAAUGGAGGAACUGCGGUCUUUGCUAAGUCCAGCAGUAAUGAACAAUCUUUGGAGGAUCCGUCCGAUCGCGUCUCACCGAAACCGGUUGACGGUCAAAGUUUACUGACGCAAUCCCAACAGAACAAUUGUGAACCCGGUACCGGUUCAAAUUGUAACGCACACAGCGAAAAAUACUGUUCCCAUUGGGGUUUAUCUAACUCCUGUUCCCCAUCACCAGCCCAUCAGGAUGGCUCAGCUACUUCAGCUGUCACACCGGUAUCCGGUACUACCUCCGGUUUCUUCACGGGAUCCACAUACAGUUUGGACUCCUCCUUGGGCACCGCGCAUACAAUGCCGUUUGAUGCACGAGAAGUGGACAGUGGAAUUGAUUUGAAGUCUGUCUCGGAAGAGCGUAAUUUCCCGGAGCACGAAUCCAGACCAGAUUCGGACGAGAUGAGCGGGAACCAGAACGGAACAGACCUGCCCGGUUGUGCAUGGGGUAUGCGAAAGCGUGCCUCAUCCGAGGCGAGUCCCUGGUCCACACUGAAGCGAUCCAGAUCGGUACUAACCUCACCUUUGCCCGGUCGUGCAACGUGUGCUUCGUGUUCAUCUAGCUCGGCAGAAUUACUGCUAGAUGCACACGGGGACGAGGCAAUGAGCACCGCCACCAGUCGAUUGCGACGUAUGGAAGGGGGAUCUCAUUGUCGUUGUUGUGAAGGCCAGAAUCGCUCACUUACUCCGGAAUUGAACGGACCAUCCACCAAACCCGGACGCGAUCGACUGCUAAUUCAGCCAAGACAAAAUUCCGACCCGGUGGGAACACAACUUUAUGAGAACAAUAAUAAUGAUGAUGAUGAUAAUGAAGAGGAUGCGGAUGAACGAGCCAAAAGUAUGCCCAAUCCGCUGCCCAUGAUUUAUCCACUGUGUAAAACCACAAAUUUGUCGUCUGAUCGUAAGCCAUCCAGUGAGCCUCCAAGUUCUACAAAUAGGCGCUCAGGAACAAAGACCAUAGGUCGAUCUUUAUCCGAUGCGGCUGCUCUACCAAUUCUACAUUUGACCAACGAAAAAGAGGUUUUUGUAUUACGAUGA
Echinostoma caproni is the source of this 2385-nucleotide messenger RNA. The record is from the annotation of a GenBank genome assembly. Lineage: Eukaryota; Metazoa; Platyhelminthes; Trematoda; Plagiorchiida; Echinostomatidae.